UGAAAUAGAAACACGUGUUUCAGGUACAAAAUUAUCCCAUGUGGUUUGAGCGUUUUUAAGUCAUUUGAAUAGGAAGAUGGGUAGGAAAAGAGAUUUGACCGAAGAAAGACCGAAAAGUGGACCUGGGAGAAAAUCCAGAAAACAAUCGAAUCCGAUCAUACCGCAGGUUACAGAUGUUUCAAAUGCUAAACUUGGCAGUAGGCAGAAGAAACGUUUGAAAAAGAGAACAGAGAGAAAAGCUCAAAAACAGGAACUGAAACUGAUGAAAGAUGCUAUGAAAAAGCAAAAAAAAGAUAAAGUGUCGAGUGUAAAGCAGCCAGCAGCCCUGCCACGAAAGAGAAAAGUGUCUGAUGGGUCUGAUAUUGAAUGGAGUGAGCUGGAAGAUGAUUUUUCAGGUGUCGACAGUGAUGCAGUGGAGGCAACAAAGGAAUAUACUGACGACAAUAAGGGAUGGCUGAAACGAAAGAAGAGUAAAAACGAUGAUGAUGAUGAUUCUGAAUCCCAAAGCGAUGAUGAUGAUUCAGAAAAUGACAGUGAUGACGAUAAGGAAUCGAUUUCGGGUGAAUCUGGAAGUGAAAUGGAUUCCGACAAUGAAGAAAAGACCCUGUUACCAAUAGAAAAAGCAGCAAAGAAACUAAAGAAAAGACAGAAAGAAGAUCUUAAACUUGCAGAUGAAGAACUGAAAACUAAUAUCGCAGAAACAGAAAAGUAUGUCUUGCCAAGUGGACAGGAAGUAGAGAAAGAGGCAAAUGAAGCUCCAGAUUUGGCCAUUAUUCAGCAACACAUCAAAGAUGUUGUUCAUGUUUUGGGUGACUUCACGAACAGACGAGACCCUUCCACAAGUCGGCAGGAAUAUGUCAUUCAGCUUCGAAAGGAUCUGUGUGCGUAUUACAGCUACAAUGAAUUUUUAAUAGAAAAAUUAUACGAUUUGUUUCCAAAAGAAAUUGUUGAGUUUCUUGAAGCCAAUGAAGUUCAGCGCCCGGUCACUAUUCGUACGAACACCUUGAAAACGAGACGACGAGAUCUGGCACAAUCGCUGAUCAAUCGAGGCGUUAAUUUGGAUCCCAUCGGCAAGUGGUCGAAAGUUGGCUUGGUGGUCUACGACUCGCAAGUUCCACUUGGAGCAACACCCGAAUAUCUAGCUGGUCAUUAUAUGCUACAAGGUGGUUCAAGCUUUUUACCAGUGAUGGCCCUGGCACCCCAGGAAAAUGAACGCAUACUCGACAUGUGUGCUGCACCAGGUGGCAAGACGUCAUACAUUGCAUCUCUUAUGAGAAAUACAGGAGACUUGUUUGCAAAUGACGCAAACAGUGACCGAGCCAAGGCAAUAACAGGAAACCUCCAUAGAUUGGGUGUAAUAAACACUGUUGUCUGUAACCACGAUGGUCGCACAUUUCCGAAGGUGAUGAAAGGUUUCGAUCGUGUCUUGCUGGAUGCACCUUGCAGUGGAACUGGCGUCAUUGCAAAAGAUCCUGAAGUAAAGAUUAACAAAGAUGAAAAAGAUAUUUUGAGGUGUUCCCACCUCCAAAAGGAAUUGAUUCUUGCUGCCAUUGAUUGCUGCGAUGCAAAAUCGGGAAGUGGUGGAUAUAUCGUCUAUUCAACUUGUUCUGUCAUGAUGGAAGAAAAUGAAUGGGUGAUAGAUUAUGCUUUGAAAAUGCGAAAUGUCAAACUUGUCAACACUGGUUUAGAUUUCGGAAGAGAGGGCUUUACAAAUUUCCAGAAGCAAAGAUUCCAUCCAUCGAUGAAGCUGACCAGAAGAUUUUAUCCACAUAUGCACAAUCUUGAUGGAUUUUUUGUUGCAAAAAUGAAAAAGUUCUCCAACAAAAUUCCUACCAGUGACAGUCAAGAUAAGAAAACUAAUCUUGACAUCGACAAAACCGAAACCAAGAGUGAAAAAGGCAAGUCAGUCAGAGUCGAAAUGGAGGAUGAAAAGGACAAAGAUGCAACCAAGACUGAGAAAAAUGUCUCAAAAAAGAAGUUUAUUCCUGGCAAAAACAAAAAAUUCAAAUCCACAUUCAAAAAAGGCAGAGGCCCACCAUCAAAGAAAAAAUUUAAGAAAUCCAAUAGCAAACAGAAAUGAAAAAAAUCUUUUGAACACUGAACAUGUCAGGGGAAAAAACAACUUGAUCAUGUGUAGCAUUCAUAUUGUUGAUUUUCACUAUGAAUGUAUGUGAUGAAAGGUCAUGAAACAAUUCUUGUAUAUUAAAUAUUACAUAGAUGUUUAUAUGUAACAUGUUCAAGGGUUUUGGCUUUAAGUUUCCAAAUUGGUUUGAGUUUAAUAUGACAAGUCUAUUUUAUAAUAAAAUUGACAGAAAACCCAGUUCAAGAAGUAAAUUAAUAGACUGUUAACUUAUUUUGUUUUGUUUAACCUUCUAACAGAGCUCGUUUACAAGUGCAGCUUAAACUGACCUAUAGAAUGUAAUCUCUUAUAAUAAAAUAUAUAAACUAUC
Messenger RNA from Gigantopelta aegis, 2450 nucleotides. RefSeq names its product probable 28S rRNA (cytosine(4447)-C(5))-methyltransferase. Gene Ontology annotation, molecular function: RNA binding; rRNA (cytosine-C5-)-methyltransferase activity. Bases 77 to 2080 code for a protein of 667 amino acids. Gene Ontology annotation, cellular component: nucleolus. Gene Ontology annotation, biological process: maturation of LSU-rRNA; rRNA base methylation. NCBI's taxonomy places the organism in Eukaryota, Metazoa, Mollusca, Gastropoda, Neomphalida, Peltospiridae. The record is from RefSeq and is a predicted model, not a curated record. The transcript has a single exon.